CACCGGCAGACAAAGGCACGGAGAGCAGCUCGCGCUCCUGCAGCAUCCACACCCACCCUCACACACUCACACACACUCAGUCCACACACACACCCUCACACACACUCCGCGUGCACCAGCGCUGGGAUACCCAUAAUUCCUCAGUGCCAGACCACACCCCCACCGCCACCCUGGACGCCCCCACAGAGCACGUCGGCAUGGAGCUGGACUUCGGUCACUUUGACGAGCGGGACAAGACGUCGCGGGCACCGCGGGGCGGGCGCGCCAACGGCCUGCCCAGCCCCACCCACAGCGCCCACUGCAGCUUCUACCGCACCCGCACCCUGCAGGCGCUCACCAGCGAGAAGAAGGCCAAGAAGGUGCGGUUUUACCGGAACGGAGACCGCUACUUCAAAGGCAUCGUCUACGCCGUCGCCAACGACCGCUUCCGCACCUUCGACGCCCUGCUGGCCGACCUGACGCGCUCCCUGUCCGACCACAUCAACCUGCCGCAGGGGGUCCGCUUCAUCUUCACCAUCGACGGAGCCCACAAGAUCACCAGCCUCGACGAGCUGGAGGAGGGUGAGAGUUACGUGUGCGCGUCGGAGAACUACUAUAAGAAGGUGGACUACACGAAGAACGUGAACCCGAACUGGUCGGUGAACGUGAAGGCGUGCGCCGGGCAGAGGAACGCGAUGUGCGUGAGCGGCGGGCGGCCGGGGGCGGAGCCGCGUGAGAAUAAGGACUUCGUGAGGCCGAAGCUGGUGACGGUGAUGCGCAGCGGCGUGAAGCCCAGGAAAGCGGUGCGGGUUCUGCUGAAUAAGAAAACCGCACACUCCUUCGAGCAGGUCCUCACCGACAUCACCGAGGCCAUCAAACUGGAGAGCGGCGUGGUGAAGAGGAUCUACACACUCGACGGGAAACAGGUGACCUGUCUGCAGGACUUCUUCGGUGAUGACGACGUCUUCAUCGCGUGUGGACCGGAGAAGUUCCGCUACGCUCAGGACGAUUUCUCUCUGGACGAAAACGCUCACUUCAGUCCAGGAGCCAAAGGCAGAUCCAGAGGAGCUAAUGCUAAUGCUAGUCAAGAGUGUCGGGUGAUGAAAGCUCCUAAAGGUCAGAGAGGUUCUGCUAAGAGUCCUGGUCCAAUCAGGCGCAGCAAAUCCCCCGCCGAGUCCACUAAUGGAACUGGUUCCAGUAGUCAGUUGUCCACUCCCAUCUCUAAGCAAUCUCCGAUCUCCACCCCGACCAGUCCCGGCAGCACCCGCAAGCAGAAGGACCUCUACCUGCCGCUCUCUCUGGACGACGAUAACGAUUCGCUGGGAGAAUCCAUGUAAGCUCCUCCCACCUCUGGCCACGCCCGCCGAACGUCCCGACCUGCCAAUCACAGAGGUACCUGUGGUGUUCUGCGUCUCUGAAACGUCAACAUGGAUCGCCCCCUAGUGGUGUGGAGGAGUGCACUGCUCUCCGCUCUUUGGUUUAAUCCCAUCAGGCUUUGCGGCAGUGGUUUUACUGCACUGUUUGCUGCUUGAGAAUUCGUCGCAUCCAUUUCUGGCACCUUUUCCGGGUUCAUUUCCCUGUUUUUUAUCGAUGUUUGAGAUGUUGUUCCGUGUGUGCCGGGCACACGCAGCGAUUGUAACACGUCGUGCACAAUGUAGGAAAAAAACGAGCACCCAAAUUUUUACGAGCCGUCUGUUAGCGUAGUUUUUAAUUUUAUCUCUGUGUUUUUGAACUUUUGAAUUUUUGGAUUUUUAGCACAGUAAAAACGAGCCGGUAUGAAAUGUGCAGUUUGUAAUAUUGGUGCAUUUUAAUAUCGGCGCAGCUUUUUUGCGAACCGCUCGGUCGUCGUCACUUUAAAAGCCAAAAUUUCUAGACUUUUUUCAUACCGUUUCUUCGCCGCUUGGUUUUUUAGCGAAUUUCCAAGCAGCAAAUGGACAUUUUUACUGAGGUGCGUUGGUCUGACUUGUACAAUAACCUUUAUUGCAGCAUUAAUACUUUAUAUUAAUCUGUUUUUGUAACCCUUUCUCCUUUUCUGUGCCAUUUUUUUUGGUGUGUUAAGAAAAAAAUAAGAAUCAAUCAACAGCCUAGUUUAAAUGUAUAAACUGAGGGGAUAAAAUUUCACAUUUUUAAUCCCCUCCCACACCUUAUGAUUCAGAUGUACAGUCGUCUUCUCUUUUUGUGUCCCGUUUUGAACCACUUUUGGCCUUUUUCAGCCUCGCCACACUCUUCCUCUUCCUCUGCUGUAUCUGUUCAGUGUUUCUCCAACAUUUUAAAGACGUUUGAGCUGUAGCUUGUUAGCUUGUUAGCGUGUUGCUAAAAAAGCGUACAAGGAAAAAUGUAUGGAUGUUUUGGGUGUUUAACUUAAAAAAAUAGGAAAAAAAAAAGAAUAAAAACACACAAAAAAAAGAAAAGAAAACUGUCCAACCAAAGCCAUAUGAUUAGUGAUCUAUAAAAAAAAUGAGCACAUACACUUCCCACAUUUUAGUUUUAACGUAAAAAAGAAAACAUAGUAACUGAGUAAGUAAUGCUUAACGGAAUGUUCUUAUCCAAGUAUCAUUUUUUCCUGCAAGAGGAAAGUCUGAAAGUUUUUAGUACGAAGUUUUAAAGGUUAAAAUUGGGAGUUAAAACAUCUUUUAAAAGCCAAAGUCGUGUUGAACUGAAGGUCCUGAAGGUUGAAGCUCCUCUGGUGUACAUAUAUAGGCAUGAGUCAAAAACUAGUUAGAAACUCAUUUUAAGAGAAUAUUAAAAAAAAAAAACAGGCUUGAGCAUUUUUACAUUUUAGAAAAUUUUAGAUUUUCUAUAAUUGAGAACGACAGGGAUGGGAAGCAUCUCUUUUUGUUGUACUGCAUGGUGGCGUGUCCUCGCUUCAGAGGAAAAAAUCAGAAUGUCUCAUUUUGUCGAACGCUUUGGGUCAUAAAUCACUGUUUUACUCAAAUUCAGCAUUUUUGUUCAAAUCAACUCCAAUUUUAUAAAGAUUUCAUGUAACUCUGUUUCACAAAAAAACUAAAACAAUUUACAGAAUUUUAGGAAAUUCUAGGAGACGAAGCAGAAUUUAGAACAAAAAAAAAACGGUCAAAAAGUCAGACUUAACAUAAAAAAGCAGUUUAAAAACUUAAAAACCUUUAUUUCAAAAAGUUAUCUGCAGAAUUUUAUGAAAUUCUAUCAGUUUAAGCAGCUGGUACUACUAACAGAUUUGGUGAGUCAAAUGUUUUGGUUUGUUAAAAUAAAUAUACUAAAAAUUCAAUUAAAGCAGAAAUUUUAAUUUUAGAAUAAACUUAACUUUAUUUCACAAACCAAUCGACAGAAUUUUUGAAAAUUCUAGCAGAUGAAGCAAAACUUAAAAACAUUUAGUACUAAAGAAAAAUGUAGCACUGAGUAAAAAUGCAGCUAAAGAGAAAUAAAAACAUAAUUAACUUUUUUUCAAUAACAAAAACAUGUUUUAGUUGAAACGUACACACGUUUAAAAAAUGCAAUAGAAGCCGAAUUUUUUAUUUUAGAAUAAACUUAAGUUUAGUUUCUAAAUUUUCUGAAAUUCUCUCAGUUAAAGCUGCUUUCAUUGCUAAUAAAUUUGGAUUAACAAAGUCAGAUUUUUUGUUUGUUUCUUGGCAUAAAUACAUUUAAAAAUCUACAAUCUAAAGAAUUUUCUGAAAAGCUGCUUUUAGCACUAAUUCAUUUGAUAAGCCUGAUUUUUUGUUUGGUUACAUAUAUGUAAAAAAGUACAAAAACAAAAUAUAAACUCAGAAAACUGAGACACGUCUCAUAAUAUAAUCUUUCACUAUUUCAUAUUUAAGCAUCAAUAAAAAGAACAAUGUGAAAAUUGUGAAAAACUAAAAAAUACCAUUUUCCCUCUGCUUUUACUUUUACAAUUUCAACAAUUAUAUUAUUUUAUUAUAUUUAUUAUUAUUAUUAUUAUUAUUACAUUUGCACCUGUUAUAACCACUUUUUCACCAACAGUGGAGGGUGUGAACGUAUCUCACCUUCUUUGGUGCCUUUUUUUUACAUUCUUGUGUUUUUUAAUAUAAAUAGAAAAAAAAUAAAUUAAUGAAACUCCCUAAACCCCCACUUUCACCCCAAACCUUUUCAGAUGUUUGUAAAAAUCCUCUUUCAUUUCAUUAAAAGUGGUAAAAGUUAUGAACAAUACUCUGCUAGUUUGAAGCUUUUUGCUGGUUUUUGUAGUUUUUAGAAGAAUUCUCCUCAAUAUGGUGCCGAUUUUCUCAAACUCCUCCGGGUUAUGGAUGAAACUUCACCUUCCUCUCUGAUGAUGAUGAUGAUGAUGAUGAUGAUGAUGAUGUAAUUCUUGCUGUGUCAUCGUGACUUGUUUCAGUGAUGUCAUUCUGUGUAUUAACUCUCCUUUUUUCAAUUAAAAUGAGAUCUUAUUCCA
This is a messenger RNA of Astyanax mexicanus (Mexican tetra), 4360 nucleotides long. Its product is annotated as neuronal migration protein doublecortin. The coding region runs from base 198 to 1316 and encodes 372 amino acids. Gene Ontology annotation, biological process: intracellular signal transduction; retina development in camera-type eye; photoreceptor cell development. The transcript is spliced from 8 exons. Gene Ontology annotation, cellular component: axoneme. Lineage: Eukaryota; Metazoa; Chordata; Actinopteri; Characiformes; Acestrorhamphidae. The record is from RefSeq and is a predicted model, not a curated record.